GUAAAAAUAUCUGCAGACAGCAGGAACACAGGCACAGCUCUCUCUCCCUCUCUCUCUCUCUCCCACCCAUGUGAUCUUUCAGGCAGGCGUCGCUGUGCACAAUCUCCAGCCCUCCGCCGGCUGCAGCUAAUGAGUCUUUGUGUGGCUCGAGCGAAUAAGAGAGAGCGUUCGGUCUGUUUUAGACCGGAGCGUAUGCUAACAGCAGUGGAGACCGGGAGUGCGCGGUUUACCUCUCUCGCCCCGGUCUCCUCUCGAGUCCCAGUGAAAUGGAGGGCCUUCAUUCAGCACGUCUCAUCUGGCUCUGAACGGCGUGAGGGAGGAGAGUAAAGCGGCGGCGGACGCAGCCUGACGGCAGCCAUGAGUGGAAUUCUAAAGAGGAAGUUUGAGGAGGUGGAGGGAGCGUCGCCCUGCUCCUCAUUGAGGGAGUCUGAGGAGGAGGAGAUAUCCAGCACUGAGAGCGGAGACAGCAGCGACAGCGUCAACCCGUCAGCCUCGCACUUCAGCCAUUCUUCAUCAGCAUCAUCUUCAUCAUCAACACACGCACUGCAGCGGACAGCAUCCUCGAUACUGAAGCGGGAGAAGCGGAUGAGGACAAGGAGGGUGCACUUUGAAAAGGUGACUGUGUAUUACUUCAGCCGCAGACAGGGAUUCACUAGCGUGCCCAGUCAGGGUGGCAGUACGCUGGGCAUGUCGAGCAGACACAGCUGCGUGCGACAGUACACGCUGGGCGAGUUCGCCAUGGAGCAGGAGAGAAUCCACAGAGACAUGCUCCGAGAUCACUUGAAAGAAGAGAAACUCAACUCUAUUCGACUGCGGUUGACGAAGAACGGCUCGAUGGAGUCCGAGGAGGCCAAUGCUCUCACGCUGGAUGACAUCUCUGAUGAUGACCUGGAUAUUGAUAACACAGAGGUGGAUGAAUACUUUUUCCUUCAGCCGUUGACCACUAAGAAGCGGCGCGCUCUGCUGCGCUCAUCCGGUGUUAAGAAAAUCGAUGUGGAAGAGAAACAUGAGCUACGGGCCAUCAGGGUGUCUAGGGAAGACUGUGGCUGCGACUGCAGACUCUUCUGUGACCCGGAGACCUGCACAUGCAGCCUCGCUGGCAUCAAGUGUCAGGUGGACCGCAUGUCAUUCCCGUGCGGCUGCACAAAAGAGGGCUGCAGCAACGCGGCCGGCAGGAUCGAGUUUAACCCCAUCCGAGUUCGGACUCACUUCCUGCACACCAUCAUGAAGCUGGAACUCGAGAAGAGCCGCGAGCAGCAGCAGAAUUCCGGCGCCAUCGCGCCGAACGGCAACGGAUAUCACGGCGACCCGAACGGUCACUGCAGCCCGCUGGCGACAGGACAGCAUGCGCUGGAAUAUGCGAUCCCGGAUACAGUCCCGCAGACCACCAUCAUGCAUCUACAGGCCGGCGACGACAUGGACGACACCUUGGAAGAGGAAGAGGAAGAAGAUGACGAGGAUGAGGAAGACGAGGAAGAGGACGAAGACGACGAAGAAGACGAGAACGAAGACGACGAGGACGAGAGCAGCAGUCUGUGCAGUCUAUCCGACUCCAGCACGCAGAGUUUAGCAAACAGCGACUCUGAGGAGGACGAUGACAAUGAGGACGAGGACAAGGUGGAAGAGUUUGACACAGGAUUGGCCAAUAGCGAAGUGGCUCCGCCCCCUUCCGUGAUGUGUUACUCUGAGAAUACGGUCACGUCGGACAACCAAACGAACGGCAACUCCUACUUCAUCAACUCCACCGCGGAGUACUACCCAAUGGAAAACGCUCCGUCCGCACUUUUAGCCUCCGCCAACCAAUCCGGUGAGCCCUACGUAGGGGACACGGCGUCCUAUCAAGACAGGGUUAAUGACUCAAGUAGGGUCAUGUCUCAGGGUCCUUACAAUGUGACCGCUGACCAAUACACGGACUACUCCCAGCAGCCCGAGCAGCCAUACGCCAAUCACCACUUGGCCGUGAUUGGCUGUUGCGCCUCAGAGCCAGACAAGAGCGUCCAAUCCAAAGGGACCUUCCUCAGCCAAUCGGGAGAGCUGAGCCAGAUGGAAUUCCAAAACUAUCUGAACAACAAUACGCAGGAUACGAGUUACAACGCCAACGGGAACUGUUACGUAGCUGAGCAGCCAAAGGAGAUGUCUCACAAUCUGCCUGACGUUUCGCUAGCGGACAACACGAAAGGACCUACUUUACUGGACGCUUUCGCCGAGCCUACUCCGGUUUAGAUUCACUGAGCGCCGCGAGAGUAUAAAAGCAGCCUUCGAUUCUGCACAUCAACGUUUCGUUUUCCUGUUUAAUGUUUGGCGGAUCCAAAAAUAUGUAUUUUUACUGAACUUCGCAAAGAACAAAAAUGAUUUAAACUGCAAAAUCAGAGCGUAUAAGCUUUAGGUUGGAAACACUCUACGCAAGUACGUGAACGCAAAUGCAAGCUUGAUUUUAACGCAAUGGGUCUUGUUCACUAAUAAUUGCGUGGAAUAUUUUGCAUUUGUACGUACAGGAGAACUACUCAUGAAAUUUCUGCCUACGUGUCUACGUGCAUUCUCAACCUUAAAUGAAAUUAGUACUUUGUAUACAAGGGUUUUCCACGCAACAUUUUAAUUUACAUCCUUUUAUCAUCAACAGCCAAGGCCAUCCAUAACAGGGAGAAAAAUGGUGACUAGGGAUGCACAAUAUUAUCAAACCGAUAUUGGAAUUGACCGAUAAUGGCUUUAAAUGUAAAUAUCGGCAUUGGCCUGAUCUGAAAAACUAUGCCGAUAUGUCUUGCCGAUAAGAGGAAUAACUUGUGCUUAGGGCGUGCUAGUGAUUAGAUCAUGUUUAGCAUAGAUCAGCUAUGCUAAAAGUGUUACCGCCAGAACUGGAGAUCGGCUGAAUGGAUUCGAAAACAGUAAAACUCAACUGUUUAACUCUAGGGGAGCUGGAAAAUUAGCUAUUUUCAAAAAAAGUGGUUCCUUUAAGGAGUUUUAAUUCUGUUGGGGGCGUUGUUGGCCUACUCCUAAUAAAAUGAAAGUAAAACAAAAUUUAGACAGUUUCUGAUUAAAUUAAACAGUAAUUGAUGUCAUAAAAUCAUGAGUAUGUUUUGAUUUAAAGGUCAGAAGCUAUACCUUACAUGAAUAAUUAAAAAAAAAAAACAUGACACAUGUAAAUUAAAUAAUUUUAUAUAUACUGAUUUACUCAUUAAUGUGUAAUACGUUACAUUUUUUAAACAAAUUAUGAGCUCUAAAAGAUUUUCGGAAGUUUUACAACUCUUUUGCUUUAGAUCAUCUACAAAUUUUUAAAUAUUAAAAUAAAAUGUUAAGGUUACUGCAUUGAUAUAGUUUAUAGUUAUUAUCAAAGCUUCAGUGUACUGUCAUUAUAAAAUAACUUCAUUAUUGUUUAAUUCUAACAAAUACGUUCUUAUUAAAAACUAACCAAAAUUAAAAAUAAUUUGCUUGUAAUUUUCACACAGGAGAGACUUAUCGAGAUCGGUAUCGAUAUCGGUUAUCGGGCAAAAUAAGUUGCAAAAUAUCGGCAAAAACACAGUAUGGUGCAUCCCUAGACAAUUCAUAUAUUUUUUAUUUUUUUCUAGGCUUUUUUAAAUGUUUUUAUUUAGACAGGACAGUGGAUAACAGACAGGAAAGCAUUGGGUGGAGAGACGGGAGUGAGAUCGGCAAGCGACCACGAGAUGGGAUUCGAACUCGGGUCGCUGCAAACGCAGUUGCGCUGUAUGUCGAUGCACUAACCAUAAGCCCAUUGGCGCUGACAUGUUAAUUCAUCCUAAUGCAAUUAUAACACGAUUAAUUUCAUCUUAUCAUGAAUAUAUGGUCACCAGUAUGCCAUUUUUCCAUGCAUGUGGUUUCAGUACUAUUUUUUUUUUUCUUAAAUUUACAUAAAAUUUUAGUACGAAAGUUCUUGAUUUGUUCAUGAUAUUCGUAUGCAGAUUUCAAGCACAAAUUCAUCCAUACGCGUUCUUAGUGAUAAAUAAGACCCAUUGUUUUUAAAUAAACAGACAUUAGUGGGUAUUCUAGCGCCCCCUGAGGUUUAUUACCGCUAGAGCAAGAACUUAAAGAGACAGUACACCUAAAUAAAUUUUUUUUUUAUGAUUUACUCACCCUCAUGUCAUUCCAAACCUGUUUUGGAGUCCAAAAGAUGUUUUUGUCGAUAAAAUGAAGGGAAGUUGGGUUUAAUGCUGGUUGGAGUCCAAUGUUGUUUACACUAAUGUCUUUUCUUCAGUCAUAUAGGUUUGGAAAGACAUGAGGGUGAGUAAACGACAGAAUCAUAAUUUUUGGGUCAGCUUCGCCGUUGCAAAACAUCAGGCAAGCGUUUACGUACUAGCAUAAAGUCUAUUCCUGGCCUUAGGCUCGUGCAAUGUUUCUUGUAAUUUCAAAAGUUCUAGUUUUGAGCAGAGAUGUGGAUAGAACUUUUCUAUGUAUCUGUGUCAGUGGUGCAAAAAGAAAACAGAAAAAAAAAAGAUUGUUGCUGUUAGUGUUCUGAAGUAAGUGUAUAUCUAAAUGUUUGAUAAAAGCAUGUUUUUUUUUUUAAGCUUUCAUCGCUGGUUUAUGGUUUUGUAAGAGUUCGAUGUACUGUAAAAGAGAAAAUAAUACUGUUGCGUUUCCGUACACAUACUUCAUGCUUUAAAGAGUUGGUGAAAGCAUGAAAACGGCUCUUAAAAUGUGUGCUCUUCAUUUGCCUUUGCUUACAAAACCAAAACCAUGAUAUUUAAGUUGUGAACACGAUACAUUUCCUCAACAUAAUUGCACUUUUCCAUUGGCUGAUGUUACACAGAACCGCAACCAAUUGUUACCUGAGCACUGAAGGGGGCGGGGCUAUCUGGUACCGUGCCAUGACUAAGGCUGCGUUCGGAAUGGAAUACUUGCUUACUGCGUAGUAUAUGCUGCAUACUAUGGAAACUUGUUUCCACCAAGGGAUAAAAAAUAAAAGGUAAUUGCAACUUUUUAUCUCACAACUCAUGAUUCUGAGUUCAUGUCUUGCAAUUAGAGCCGCAAAACGAUUAGUCGCGAUUAAUCGAUUCAAAAUAAAAAAAUUUUGUCUGCAUACUACGUGUGUGUACUGUGUAUAUUUAUCAUGUACAUAUAAAUACACACACAUACAUGUAUAUACUAGGGAAAAAUGUUAGAUUUAUAUGUAAAAUAUUUAUAUUUCUAUAUAAUAUAAAUUAUUUACAAGCGUUUACAUACAAAUACAAACAAUACAUACAUAUAUGUGUAUGUAUUUAUAUAUACACAUAAUAAAUAUAGACAGCACACACACAUAGUAUGCAAACUUAUUUUGAACUUAUAAACUUAUUUUGAAUCGAUUAAUUGUGACUAAUCGUUUUGCGGAUCUACUUGCAAUUCUCCCUUUUUUUCGCAAUUCUGUUUUUUGUUUCCACCGCAAAAUGAAAAAUGUAAUUACUACUUUUUCUUACGAUUCUGGCUUUUCUCGCAGUUGCGAGUUUAUAUCUUGCGUUGUGAGAUAUAAAGUCGCAAUUACCUUUUUUAAAAUUUCCAUGGCAAAUUUUUUAAACGGUUCAUGGCAGAAACUAGCUUUCAUAGUAUACUAGCAACUAUUUUAAAAUAAAAAUAAAAAUCGAAAAGGUUAGAUAUUUUCAUAUUAAAAUGCAUAAUGAAUAUUUGCAGGUUAAUUAAAUAAUGUCAAGAAAAACAAAAUAGUCCUUCAUAUUGCUUUUGUGAAGUGCACUGCAUUUUUGAAUACAGUAUGGUGUGCAGUAAACACAUACUGUUAACACAGUAGUAUGUUGGCAUGCUAUUCCGAACACAGCCCUAGACUAUGUUUUUAUAACAUAUCUCCAAGUUUUUAGUGGAGACAUGAAGUAUGUUUUUCCAUGACACUAACGAAAAAUAUAUAUCACAUCUAUCUGCAUUUGUUUCAAAUGGCAGAUAGGAGACAGAAGGUUACAGUAGUUAGAUAACAGAUUUAACUUUUUAAACCAGAUUACGAUAAUGAAAAUGAUCAAACUCUUUGUCUUAUGAAACUCUGAGAUACUAAAGUCUUAAAUUAUCUUUAGGAUUAUACAGGGAUUUCUGAUGAAAUGCACUUUGAAAUGCAUCAAGUUACUGCGAACGAAGCAUUCCGUUUCUGUCAGGCGAAGAUGAUUUUAAAAAGUGUUUAAAUGACAAAGUCUAGAAUACAAAUUAAGUCAUAUUAGGUUUGUACAAGGUAAUACUCUACAUUUAUUGCAUAACUGAAAGUUUUGAAUGGCGAUUUUCUCAAUUUAUAGCGAGAAAUAUUUUAUGGCAUGAUGUAAAAAAUAUUCUCUCAGUAACUGUGCUGAAGAUUUUGAGAGAAAAAAUAAGAAUUAUUCUUGUCAUGGUUAUUUAAUUUAAAAAUCAGCUUUGACUGAAUAAAUAAUUCUGAAGAGUAAUUUAAGUGCAAUAGUUUACAGUGUGAUAAUGCCUCACAUUUGAAAGGAGUGAAUUCAUUUCACAUCAGAUUUCCUCCCAUGUUAAAGGGAAAGUUCACUCGAAAACAAACAUUCGGUCAUUAUUUACUCACCCUCAUCCAGGUCAUGCCAAACCCGUAUGCUAGAGAACUGCUAUGACAUGAGGGUGUUUAAAUAAUUACAGAAUAAUCAUUUUUGUGUGAAGUAUUACCUUAAAGCACUGACGAGUUGAGAAGCUGUUUUUAACGCACAAACCUUAUGAUGCAUCUGUCAGUUUGUUUAUCCUCUUGAUGGAAAGAGAGUCAUUGUCCAAUGGAGAAUGUCUCUCAAUAAGCUCAAGACAGGACAAUCAAAUGCCUUUAUGUCAUCAACAUUGUAGCGUGACCUCGUGGGGAUCCUUAAAGGUGAAGUGUGUCAUCUUAAACUCACAUCUCAGCCUAAUAUGCAGAACUAAAUGUAGGACCUUUAACCUCAUGCAUUAACCCAGCAAUUUAUGAUAUAAACAGUCAUUAAUGUGAUACAUAAAUGGUCAAAAUUAUGAUAUAAACAGUUAAAUGUUUUAUGAGAUAAAGUUAUAAUUGUCAUAAAAAAAGUCAAUUUUUGUCAUAAUUAUGACUUAUUAUCUCAUAAUUUUUACUUUUUGUCACAUUCCACUUUUGAUGUCAUAAUUGCUCUCAAUUUAAAUUUUUUUGAAUAAUUACAACUUUUUAUCUCAAAAUUCCAACUUUUGACACUUUCCAAUUUUGAAGUCAUAAUUGCUGUCAAUUUAAAUUUUUUUGAAUAAUUGUUACUUUUUAAUCUUAAAAUUCCAACAAUUUAUCUCAUAAUUUUGUCACUUUCCACUUUUGAAGUUGUUGGCAAUUAAUUAAAAAAAAAAAAAUAAUUAUAAUCUUUUAUCUCAAAAUUCCAAUUGUCAUAAUUUUAACUUUUUGUCACUUUCCACUUUUGAUGUCAUAAUUUCUGUCAAUUAAUUUUUUUUUUUAAUAAUUAUGACUUUUUAUCUCAAAAUUUUAACUGUUUAUCUAAUAAUUUUGACUUUUUGUCACGUUCCACUUUAGAUGUCAUAAUUGCCAUCAAUUUGAAUUAUUUUGCAUAAUUACGACUUUUUAUCUCAAAAUUUCAGCAGUUUAUGUCAUAUAUCCACUUUUGAUGUAAUAACUGCUUGUCAGUUUCUUUUCCUUUUUUUUUUUUUUUUAUCUCAAUAUACCAAAUGUUUAUCUCAUAAUUUUUGUCAAUUUUGACUUUGGAUGUCAUAUAAUUUUUAUGACUUUAAUCAACUUCUGAUGUCAUCAUUUUGUAAUAAUUUCAACUGUUUCAUUUUUUUUUUUUUUUUUUUUUUUUUGUUUUUUUGACUUUUAGUCACUUUCACCUUUUAAAGUCAUAAUUAAGACUUAAGAAUCCACCCUGAACAUCCGGAAAACGGUGCAGAAAUGACACAUUUCACCUUUAACGAUAUAACAAACGAAGAGAGAAGAUGUGUUUUCAGAAACAAAUUCUGAAAAUACCGAAUGUUGCAAUGGGAAUCUGGGCAGCAGCAUUGGAUCACUGCCUUGGCUAAAGUAACCAGUGGUUUACUUAAAAGCGAAUGCCUUCAUUUUCGGAUUCAUUUUUGCCAUAAUUUCUGAUUCUACGAUAGCAAAUUCACACUGUGUUUUGCCUUCUAGAAUUUAUUUUCUGGACACAGGUCCAGAUUUGUCUUUAAUUCACCUCUUGACUUACACACACACACACACACACACAGUGCUGGUACAACAGACCUCAGUCUUUGAUGCAUUAUGGGAUAUGAAAGACACGUGUACAGAUGUAAUGUCA
Molecule: messenger RNA, 8189 nt
Organism: Labeo rohita (rohu)
Lineage: Eukaryota; Metazoa; Chordata; Actinopteri; Cypriniformes; Cyprinidae
Gene: csrnp3
Product: cysteine-serine-rich nuclear protein 3
Exons: 5
Coding region: 358-2223 (621 amino acids)
Biological process (GO): regulation of transcription by RNA polymerase II
Cellular component (GO): nucleus
Molecular function (GO): sequence-specific DNA binding; DNA-binding transcription factor activity, RNA polymerase II-specific
Source: RefSeq, a predicted model, not a curated record